AAAAAUGUAAAAACGAAGGUUGACGGCGUCAUUUAGACACAGUUUAUAGCGGAAAAGAAAAGAAACGAUCAACGCAGUCAGGUGAAUUGAAUCUCGACAAAAAAGUGAAAGGAAAAACAAAAACACAACAGUUCCUAGAUUUACAUCCACAAACAGUCAUGGGAGGAUCCGGUCCUGAUGAGACUGCGGAUGUGAUUUGUGGCGUUUGUUGUGAAAAAGCUGUGAAGUACUGUGUGACCUGCAGCAGUUCCUACUGUCAGAUCCACAUCACUCAACACACAGACCUGCAGAAACACACACUGGUGGAUCUGAAACAACAACAAUCACAAGAUGAUUCUGAUAUUCUGCAGAGAGUCAAAGACAUUCAUAAAACCAGCAUGAAGAACAAGUAUGAAAGUUUAUUUGAGGGAAUCCAACUCCAGGAGAAUAAAACCCUGCUGGACAAGAUUUACACACAACUGUACAUCAUAGAGGGAGAAAGUGAAGGAGUGAAUGAAGAACAUGAGGUGUUACAGAUGGACAAGGAACCAAAGUCGCUGAAACACUGUAAAUCGAUCCACUGCAAAGACAUCUUUCAUCUCUCACCUGAAUCCAGAUGUGAUGAAGGGAAGGGAAAAGGAAAGAUUAAGAGCGUUCUUACUAAGGGCAUCGCUGGAAUCGGUAAAACGGUCUCUGUGCAGAAGUUCAUUCUGGAUUGGGCCGAGGGAACAGCCAAUCAGGACGUAGAUUUCAUGUUUGUGCUUCCAUUUAGAGAGCUGAACUUGAUUCGAGACGAUCGCUACAGUCUUCACAAACUCCUGCUUGACUUUCAUCCUGAACUUCAAGAUCUGCAGCAGAAGAUUUAUGAGGAGUGUAAAGUUGUGUUCAUCUUUGAUGGUCUGGAUGAAAGCAGACUUCAGCUGAAGUUUGCAGACGGUGAGAAAGUUUCUGAUGUGACUGAGACCUCAUCCGUUGGAGUGUUGAUGUCAAAUCUGAUCAAAGGAGAUCUGCUUCCUUCUGCUCUCAUCUGGAUCACCUCCAGACCAGCGGCAGCCAAUCAGAUUCCCUCUAAAUACAUCACACGUGUGACAGAAAUCCAGGGGUUCAAUGACGCUCAGAAGAAGGAAUAUUUCAGGAAGAAGAUCAGCGAUCCACAGCAAGCGAAAAGAAUCAUCUCCCACAUUAAAACAUCGAGAAGCCUCCACAUCAUGUGUCACAUACCGGUCUUCUGUUGGAUCUCAGCCACUGUGCUUCAGAAGAUCCUGAAAGACCCUCACAAUGCAGAAAUCCCUAAAACUCUGACUGAAAUGUACAUUCACUUUCUAAACGUUCAGAUAAAUGUGAAACAUCAGAAAUAUGAUGAGAGAGAUGAGAAAGAUCGAGAGAAACUCCUGCAGUCCAACAGAGAAAUGCUUCUGAAACUAUCAGAACUGGCUUUCAAACAGCUGAUGAAGGGCAAUGUGAUGUUUUAUGAGGACGACCUGAGAGAGUGCGGCAUCGAUGCCGCUGAAGCUGUGAGAUAUUCUGGGAUGUGCACACAGAUCUUUAAGGAGGAUUCUGUGAUUUAUCAGAAGAAGGUUUACUGCUUCAUUCAUCUCAGCUUUCAGGAGUUUCUUGCUGCGUUUUAUGUGUUUCACUUACAUUUAAUAACCACAACCGAGGCAUUGAAGAUCUUCGAUGCGCUUCAUACUUUGCUUAAAGGAGCCGUAGAGAAAGCCCUGGAGUGUGAGAACGGACACUUGGAUCUUUUCUUGAGAUUUCUGUUGGGUAUCUCACUGGAGUCAAAUCAGAGACUGUUACAGGGUUUACUGACCCACACAGAGGAGAGCGCAAAGAGCAUCCAGAAAACUACAACAUACAUUAAAAACAAAAUCAAAGAUGGAUGUGGUCUGUCAGCUGACAGGUCUAUCAAUCUGUUUCUUUGUCUGUUUGAAAUGAACGAUCAGACGCUGUACACCGAGAUUCGAGAGUUUCUGAAAUCAGAGGGAAACUCAAGACAUCGCAUCUCUGCCGCACAUUGUUCAGCGAUAGCCUACAUACUUCAGAUGUCAGAGCAGGUGCUGGAUGAACUCGACCCUAAAAAAUACAACACAUCUGAAGAGGGUCGAAGGAACCUGUUACCAGCCCUGAGAAACUGCAGGAAAGCGCUACUGGCUGGCUGUAAUCUUACGGAUCAGUCGUGUGAAAUUGUGGCUUCAGCUCUACGGCCCUCAAACUGUCCAUUGAGAGAGCUGGACCUGAGUAACAAUGACCUGCAGGAUUCAGGAGUGAAGAUACUCUGUGCUGCACUGGACAAUCCACACUGUCAACUGGAAAUACUGAGUUUAUCAGGCUGUUUAGUGACAGAGGAAGGUUGUGCCGCUCUGGCUUCAGCUCUGAGAUCAAACCCGUCACAUCUCAGAGAGUUGGAUCUGAGCUACAAUCAUCCUGGAGAGACAGGAGUUCAGCAGCUAUCUGCUCUACUGGAAGAUCCACAUUACAAACUGGACAAACUUAAUUUGGAUUAUGGAGAGCCCCUCAGAAUCACACCAGGAUUGCAAAAAUAUGCAUGUGAUCUCACUCUGGACCCAACCACAGCACACAAUCUGCUCAUUCUGUCUGGCGGAAACAAAAAGGUGACUUGUGUUGAAGAGGAGCAGUCAUAUCCCGAUCAUCCGGAAAGAUUUUUGCUCUUUGAGCAGGUUAUGUGUAAGGAGAGUCUGUCCGAACGCUGUUAUUGGGAAGUGGAGUGGAACGGCUGGAGUCACAUAUCAGUGACAUAUAAAGGAAUCAGAAGGCACGGAGGGACGUUCUGUCGAUUUGGACUGAAUCAGAUAUCCUGGAACCUUUACUGCUGUGACAGCCUUUACUCCGCCUGGCACAAUUUUGAGACCACCGAUAUACCCGCCCUUUCACCACUCUGCAACAAAGUAGGAGUGUAUGUGGACUGGUGUGCCGGGACUCUGUCCUUCUACACUGUCUCCGACACACACAGGCUCACACACUUACACACGUUUCACUCCACGUUUACUGAGCGCCUUUAUGCUGGAUUUGGCCUCUAUCAUGGCUCCACAGUGUCUCUGUGUUAGUUUCAACUUUCUGGGAAUAUGUCAGUAUGAGAAGCAAUUCAUUGACAAACAUUUAAACUAGGGAUGUAACAUUCACCAUGAGCCUGUUGAUAAUCGAUUAUAAUAUGUGACCAUUCAAGUCGGUUGAGAUGUAAAAUUUAUCUAAAUAUAUGUUUUGAACAGCAGGGGCCGCUGUUUUUAUAGCAAACUUGGAAAACAUGGAUAUGCUGAUAUUUCUCAAAUGUAAAAAAAUUCAAGAAAAGCACAGACAAUGUCAAAUAAUUUAAUUUAACUGCAGUUUUUACAAAUUAAAACAAAUUCCAAAUAAAAAUUAAUAAGACAAUAUUAAUACAAUAUCAUUCAAAGCAUACAUUUAUUCAUUUGAUUCAGGUUGUAAAAACUGAAGUUAAGUUUUAUUAUUUGACAUAAAAUACAUUUUGAUUUUACAAAGAAAUAUGCAGCUUUUGAGAAAUAAUAGAAGGGCAGACGUUCGUUUCUAAUUAAUCUAAAGUCAUUUUAUAAAAAUAAACCGUCAAUUGAGCUUUGUAUUGUGAAUCGCAUCGUGUCAUGAGCUGAGCAUAGUACGGGGUAUGAUACCCCAGGCAUCAGAUAAUUCUAAAUGAUGUUAUUUCACCUACCAAUGAUGAUGCAUUACAACACUCUUUUUUGGGGAUAUGUCUUAUCUCAAGGUUCACAGACAGUCGAGGUGGACAUUGAUGAUUUCUGAAAAGAUUUAAACAGUUAUGAUCAUUUCUGCCAUAUAUGUAUAAGAGACUGAACCAGUUUAAUUAAUUCCUUACUUAGAUGUGCUGGUAACUUUGUCUUUUUAUGUAGCAAUGGCAAACUUUCUUUAUAGAGCAUAUUAUACAACUUUUUGUAAAGUUAUUUAGGUUGCAGUCCUUAUAGUGAAUAUUAGUGAAUAUACUAAUAGUAUUAACACCUCUUAAAUAGAUAUUGAUUUAAACUAGCUAUACAACUAUUAACCUUACACUUUCUUUUGGUACUAUGUUCAUGUCCACAGUUUUCUUGUAGAAAAAGAUUAGAAGGUACUAUUUUAUUAUUUGUAGAAAUGUGACGUUUACAUUAAAUUUCACUUUUCAUUUUUAUUCAAUAAAAUGUGUAUAUAACUUAAUCUAUCCAUAGCUUCUUUUCUAUCAAAUUCUACAUGUCCUAAAAACCAGCAUGACGCAGGACACAGAAAGAGAAAUGUUAAACACUAUUCUGCAUUCUUUAGGUCCGUUUAAUGACACAGGAUGGAUAUCUGUCAUAAAAAGCUCCCAAAUGGCACAAAAGCACCAUCAAAGUUUCAAAUGAAUUAGUUUAUACAACCAAAGCACUUUAUUCUGUCUUUUAAAGUCAUUUUUAUGAUAUUGUCAUUAAAUAAA
Molecule: messenger RNA, 4411 nt
Organism: Triplophysa dalaica
Lineage: Eukaryota; Metazoa; Chordata; Actinopteri; Cypriniformes; Nemacheilidae
Product: NACHT, LRR and PYD domains-containing protein 3-like
Exons: 6
Coding region: 159-3047 (962 amino acids)
Molecular function (GO): protein binding
Source: RefSeq, a predicted model, not a curated record